AUGGGAGAGAUGAAUGAAACAAGAAUCGGAAGAAUGGAAGAAAUGAAUGAAACAAAGAGAGAAUUAAGACAACAGGAGCUGAAUCGAGAGAGAGAACUAAGACAACAGGAACAGAAAGGAGGCUGUGGAAUUGGUGAAAGUCUUGCUACAGGAGCUCUUACAGGAGCUGCUAUGGGAAGUUUUGGAGGACCUGUAGGGGCUGCGGUGGGGGCUACUAUAGGGCUACUACUAUGGGUCUGCUGCAGGAGCUGUUGCAUAUGGUCCAAAAAGUUGUUUAACUAA
Molecule: messenger RNA, 282 nt
Organism: Dentiscutata erythropus
Lineage: Eukaryota; Fungi; Glomeromycota; Glomeromycetes; Diversisporales; Gigasporaceae
Source: the annotation of a GenBank genome assembly